UUACCAAGUGCAGUGGUGAGGAAUUGGAUCUAACAGAAGUCUCUCCGAGGAAGAUCGUCGCUGCGUUUUGGAAGAAUACUCGUCGACAUAACGUCCAGAUCCUUAAGAGUGUACAACGAUAUAUUUUUUUUUCUUUUCUUUUCCGUGUGCCUCUUCGUCUCCUGAAGGAAGUUAAGGAUCAAGUUAAAAGUGCUAGCGUUGCUUAUGGUAUAUGAAGGGAUCUUCAUAUAUCAGAAGAAAUGCAAGUAAAUCAAAAUAAACCCCCGAAGGAUCUCCAACAGGGUGACGGGGCGAUGGAGGAUGCGCCGGCGAAGGGUAUCUUUUGCCGCUUGGCCACGUGCUUGAGGACCGCCCUGAGACUCAUGACGGUGGAGCCCGUUGUGUUCAUCGACGGGGCGUGCUACUGGUCCAUGACGGUGUUCAUGGAAGUCGUCCAGAUGGAGAAAAUCUGUGCGACUAAUCUCGGGUUUUCAAAAGAGGUGUGCUCCAACCUCUCCGCUCACACCGAUGAGAGCCUCCAAGUUCAAAAACAGUUCAGCAUCUUCGCUUUUUACAACAGCAUCUUCUUUUCGGUUUUCCCGCUUAUAUUCGUGCUUUUCAUGGGUGCUUGGAGUGACAAAUACGGGCGGAAAAUCCCUCUCCUGAUCACCCUGGGCUGCCACGUCCUCUGGUCGGGCGGCUACCUGCUCAACACGUGGCAGACGGCGUGGCCCGUCGAGAUCAUCUACUUCGUGACGUUCCUCGGCUCCGUCGGCGGCGGUCCUCAGGGCCUGCUGUCCUCCGCCAUCGCCUACAUCAGCGACGUGACCUCCGUCAAGACCCGCACGGGCCGCGUGAGCAACACGGUGUCGUCGUGGUACCUGGGAGGUCCCCUGGGCAUGCUGGUGGGCGCCGUGGCCAUCCAGAACGUGGGCGUGGAGCUGGCCCUCGCGCUCGUCUUCGCGGCCUACGUCAGCAUCUUCACCUACGUCUUCUUCUUCAUCAAGGAGAGCCACGGGCCGUUCGCGCAGAUGAAGGGCGUCGAGGAAUCCCCCAUCAAGAAGGAGGACGUGACGAGACUGCGCAUGCUCUCCGACCUGUUCAACUGGCGCCGCGUCCUCGAGUCCUUCAAGACGGCGCUGAGGAAACGCGAGGGCAGCGCCAGGGUCAUCCUCAUCGCGCUCAUCAUCAGCAACAUGGUUCGCCGCGCCGCCAGAGGGUUCUACAUGUACAGUUUCGUCCGCCGAGCUCUGUACUGGGACGCUACUGACUUCUCUUACUGGUCCUCUUACCGCAGUCUUGUCUCCGCCGUUGGGUCGCUCAUUCUGGUCCCAUUGCUCACUCGUCUCAUCUCCGUCUCCGACCCCAUGUUGAUUGUUAUUGGCUCGCUGUCGAUCAUCGGAGAAUACUGUUGCUAUGGCCUCAUCAGCGGGAUAGCCACGGGUUUCUACAUCUGGCUCGGCCCUCCAGCGGGUCUCAUUUCCAACGCCAGCAUCAUUGCGCAGAAGUCCAUGGCGACCAAGCUGGUGUCUUCGUCGGAGAAAGGUCGCGUAAGUGCUGUCAUGGCUGCUACCCAGAGCCUCAUGCCUAUGGUUGGCUACGCAAUGUACGCGCCCAUAUAUCAUCAGACCGUAGAGAACUUCCCCGCUGCCCAGUUUUUCUUCGGUGCAGGAUUGGCUACUCUCAUCAUGAUCACUUUCCUGGCCAUCCAGUUAGCGAAUGUGACUUACGAAAGCGAGUUGGCGGACGUCGAAAAGAUGCCUAAGGAUGCUUCAGCGGGAGACAACACGAUCCAAAUGAAACAAAAGCCGACCUCGGGAACUGAGGAGAAAAAGGAAUCGACUGCCGAUGAUAAAAAACUGACAAACACAUCCCUCGCCGACCAGCCUGUCCUGAACAAGACCAGCGCGGGAAUAACAUACAUCAGUAAGAAUUUCUAUCACCAGAAUGGACUUACGGGAUCAUUAGGAAGACAAAACUCAAAUGAGGGAGAAAGACGACAGGAGAGAGGCGUAAGGGUUAAUGGUUAUCCGAUGUGGCAAGCGUACGAGAACAGUGCCACGGAUGAGGAAAUUCGACAGUUAGAGUCAGUGCCAGUUUCCAAUCGCGACAGAACGACGAGUGAUAGAGAAAAAACUAUUUAAACCCUUAGACCAAAAAGAAAAAAAAAAGAAAACUGUUGUUCUUUUUUGUUGUGUUUAUAAUUUUAGUCAUUCAAGAUGGCCGUGGUAUACUUAAAUGUACUAUUUUCUUUUUUUUUUCUUUAUUCCUUCCAGCGUCAUCUUGUUUAUGGUUAGUGUUUUUGAAUAUUUUGGAUACCAUUUUUCCCAUGUAUUUAUCUAUUUCUGUAUAACCUGCGAUGAUCUACCUAUGAAACUGUGAAAUAUAUGACUGUUCUAUA
Penaeus indicus is the source of this 2380-nucleotide messenger RNA. Its product is annotated as probable peptidoglycan muropeptide transporter SLC46. Gene Ontology annotation, biological process: transmembrane transport. Gene Ontology annotation, cellular component: membrane. The record is from RefSeq and is a predicted model, not a curated record. The coding region runs from base 240 to 2123 and encodes 627 amino acids. Gene Ontology annotation, molecular function: transmembrane transporter activity. The transcript is spliced from 8 exons. NCBI's taxonomy places the organism in Eukaryota, Metazoa, Arthropoda, Malacostraca, Decapoda, Penaeidae.